AUGAGUAACCAGGGUGACAAAGACUUGUCCGAACCAAGUCAAGUACCAGACGGUCAAAAGCGGAGAAUUACUUGGUCAAAUAAAGUUUUUCAAGACACUGUAAAUGACAAACUUGAAAUGGCAAUUUGUAAACGUAGCAAACUGAUUGCACUUCUAAAAAAAAUCGAAGAAUGCGAAGAUUAUAUUAUCGAAAGGCACAUGAACGAACUGAUGCAGGUCACAAAUGAGUAUGAACUCAUUACUUAUGAACUGAAAUGUUUGUUUGAACAAGACAAUUAUGGGGAUUUUAAAGAAGAAGCUGAGCAGACUGUUAGCCAGGCACAUAGUAUGAUUAAAAAAGCGAAAACUAAUCAAUCUGACAGACGCUCAGAGGCCCCCUCUAGGCGCUCAAGAUCACAUUCACACCACAGCCGCCGAUCAUCUUCCUCAACAAGUAGUUACACUAGACUAAACGCUCUAGCAGAAGCUGCUGCAGCCCGUGAAAGCGCAGAAUAUGAACGGGUGAUGACAAGAAAAGAACAUGACUGUCGCCAGCGAGAAUUGGAGCAUGCAAAAGAAAUGGCAAUAUUAAUCGCAGACAAGAAAGUAGCUAUUGCCAACGCAAAGCUUAAAGCUAUUGAAGAAGCAUUGCAAGAAGAGGAGUUAGGAGAGAGAGUCAAUAUUCCGGAAAUUCCGGAGAUGGGAGUUGAGGAGAGAACGGAUGACUGGGUAAACUCAGUCGUCUCACAAGAAAAUGCUUUGCCUGGGACAAACCCCUCACCCUUUGUUAAUGUCCCCUACGACCCCACUGUUCCCCACAACCCCACCACAAACCUCGGUGGUACAGUUCCAGCAACAGGUAUCCCCUACGACCCCCUUGUUCCCCACAACCCCACCACAAACCUCGGCGGUACAGUUCCAGCAACAAGUGUCCCUUAUGACUCCCUUGUUCCCCAUGAUCCCACCACAAACCUUGGUAUAGUUCCAGUGAAGAGUGUCCUUCACGACCCCCUUGUUUCCCAUGGCACCACCACAAAUAUUGGCAGUACAGUUCCACUAUGGAGUGUUAGUAACAGCUCUUAUCGAACACCUAGCCAGGCAUUCAUUUCCCAAUUUAGUCAAAUUGGAGACGCAACCGGAAGUCAAUUAAUAGAGUUGUUGAUGUCAGCUAAUCAGCAAGUGGCCGCUGGCCUAGCAAGACAAAACUUGCCUAAAUGUCAUCCAGACAUUUUCAGUGGUGAUGCAACACUCUUCCACCCCUGGAAACAAGCUUUUAAAGCUAUGAUUAAAGACACAUCCGUCACUGCAGAACAAGAGAUCAAUUAUCUACGUAGUUUCACUUGUGGAGAAGUCCAGCGUGUUGUAGACAAUUUUAGAAAACGUAAUCAUAAUGACCCCACAAGCCUUCUUCAGAACCUUUGGAAAGAAUUAGAGACACGUUUUGGAAGCCCAGCCGUCAUAACAAAUGCCUUGUUGGAGCAUUUACACAGCUCGUCGAAUUUCCACGAAAAAGAUUAUGCCAAACUUCAAGAAUUUGCAGAUCUGUGUGCAGACGUGGACAGUCAAAUUGACAACCUACCUGGUUUAGCUUGUCUGCACUACCCUGGAGCUAUUCGUCCAAUCAUUGAAAAAUUACCGGUAUCCCUUAGAACGAAGUGGGAAAAGGAAUUGUUAAACAUGCGGAAAGUCACCAUGAUGCAUAUCCAGGCUUUAAUAUUUUCACUCGGGUAG
Molecule: messenger RNA, 1710 nt
Organism: Paramuricea clavata
Lineage: Eukaryota; Metazoa; Cnidaria; Anthozoa; Malacalcyonacea; Plexauridae
Source: the annotation of a GenBank genome assembly